Molecule: messenger RNA, 2371 nt
Organism: Brachypodium distachyon (stiff brome)
Lineage: Eukaryota; Viridiplantae; Streptophyta; Magnoliopsida; Poales; Poaceae
Product: 7-deoxyloganetin glucosyltransferase
Exons: 2
Coding region: 814-2253 (479 amino acids)
Molecular function (GO): UDP-glycosyltransferase activity
Source: RefSeq, a predicted model, not a curated record
UAGCUAGUACUCCGUAGCAACAAAUGGACAGCACGAAAAGCAAUGCUAGUCUUUUGACCUGGUAUCAAUGUACACCAAUUUAGUCCAAAAUCCCGAUUCCAUUAAUUAAACUUGGUAUUUGAGUUCAGUUUAUUCUAAAUCCUCGUACGAAACAUAAUUUAGUCAGUUUUGCCACCAUGACGCUCCGCUCCUGUUAUUCCGCCAUGGGCGCUGCCAAGGCGGGCUGCUGAGCACUGAUGUGCUGGCUCGCCUUAGGCAUCACAGUAAAGCCGGCCAUCUUCUUUCUCUUCGGCUCAGUUUGACGCUGCUGAGUUGUGCUAUGUUGAACUUAUUUUGUAAUCUACCGUAACACAUAAAAAUAUGAAAUUUUUGUUAGCCAAACACAAAAAUAGUGAAAGACGUGUAAAAAAAAAACAGGAUUAAUGAUCCAUCACAAUGUCAAACGGAAUGCUCGAAUGGGAUGGUCCAGCUAGCUAAAGCGAUAUAUAGUUGGGAUCGAUGUUGAAAAAAAUUCAUGGGAACAUGUGCGAGGAAAAGAAAGACUUUGCCAGGUCAAGGUCAGACGUAUUGCUUCAAGUUUAGAUCUGGGGUCAGUGGACACAGAAUCCUCCAGAUUAAGCAUCUAGAUCAACUUGCCACUUGUUAAUUAACUCCACAGCAACUUUACAUAGUCUUCGUCUUCGCAUCGCGCAACACACAAACACCCAAAUUAACCAACCACACAAAACACACAAAACACGCAACACACACAGCUGCUGAGCUAGUGAGCUGCACUAGAGUCUAAGACGUACGACGCGCACUAAUCACCAAUUAAUGGCUCGGCCGCACGCCGUGGUGGUGCCUUUCCCGUGCACGGGCCACAUCAACCCGGCGCUGCAGCUAGCCAGGCUCCUCCACCGCCGGGGCUUCCACGUCACCUUCGUCAACACCGAGCACAACCACCGCCGCCUCGCGCAGACCAUCGAGAACGCGGCCGGCAUGGGCUUCCACUUCGAGGCGAUCCCGGACGGGCUGACGGACGCCAAGCGCGCCGCGGACGGCUACGGGGCCGCCCUGUCCGCGUCCAUGGGCCGGCACUGCGCCGCGCCGCUCAGGGACCUUGUUGUCCGCCUCAGCAGCAAUGGCGGCGCGCCGCCGGUGACGUGCCUGCUGCCGACGGCGCUGAUGAGCUUCGCGCUGGGCGUGGCGCGGGAGCUCGGGAUCCCCAGCAUGGUGCUCUGGGGCGCCAGCGCCGCCGCGCUCAUGGCCGACAUGAGCCUACGGGACCUUAAGGAAAGAGGGUACCUCCCGCUCAAAGACGAGAGCUGCCUGACGAACGGCCACCUUGACACCACCAUCAUCGACUGGAUCCCGGGCAUGCCGCCGAUCAGCCUGGGCGACAUCUCGAGCUUCGUCCGCACCACGGACCCGGACGACUUCGGCCUCCGGUUCAACGACGUGGAGGCCAACGGCUGCACCAAGGCCGGCGCGCUCGUCCUCAACACCUUCGACGGCCUCGAACCCCACGUCCUCGCCGCCCUCCGCGCCGAGUUCCCCCGCAUCUUUACCAUCGGGCCCCUCGGCUCCCUCCUCGACACCGAAGAAGAAGACGCCACCAAUGGCGGCUGUGGCGGGCUGAGCCUGUGGAAGCAGGACACUGAGUGCCUGGCAUGGCUGGACGCGCAAGAGCCGGGCUCCGUGGUCUACGCCAACUUCGGCAGCCUCACGGUGCUCACGGCGUCCCAGCUCGAGGAGUUUGCCUGGGGCCUGGCGGACAGCGGCCACAAAUUCCUCUUAUCCAUCCGGGACAACCUCGUCAUCCCUUCCGGCUCCGGCGACGGCGGCGGUCUGCCGGCGGGGUUCAUGGCGGCGGCGGCGGAGCGGUGCUCCGUGACGGCAUGGUGCCCGCAGGAGCGGGUGCUGCGGCACGGCGCCGUGGGGUGCUUCGUGACGCACAGCGGCUGGAACUCCACCUGCGAGAGCGUGGCGGCCGGCGUGCCCAUGGUGUGCUGGCCGGGGUUCGCCGACCAGUACACCAACUGCAAGUAUGUCUGCGAGGUCUGGGGAGUGGGGCUCCGGCUGGACGAAGAGGUCAAGCGGGAGCAGGUGGCUGGACAUGUCAAGAAGGCGAUGGAGCCGGCAGGGGAGGUGCGGAGGAGCGCGGCGGCGUGGAAGGCGAAGGCCGCGGAGGCCGUGAGGCCCGGCGGGUCGUCGUUUGAGAACCUGCAGAGCAUGGUCAAGGCGCUUAACUCUGAAGCUCCUCUGAAGCGUUGAAGUGAUCGAUAUGUAUCACAGUAUCAGGCCAUGGGCGCCAACCUGAAGAUGAAAAUUUGUAUGUGUUCCAUCUGCAUUAGUGAGUGAAUGAAAGCAAUAAAAGUACAUUUCAUCUCAA